AUGGUCCGCUGGGGUGGUCCACGCUUCGAGUUCUACUUCACCCGCGACUUCUUGAACCACGAGUACCUUAUAAAAAAGGAGGAAGCGCAGCGCGCGGCAUUCAUCCAUAGUAAGCGGGAACAUGAAAGGGCAAAAGAGGACGCUCGGUUUGCUGAAGCUGAACAGAAGAAGGCUCAACUCCAGGAAGAGGCCCAGCGACUAAUGUCUGCAGAGGUGGAGGAGGCCGCCCGCCGCGCUGCUGCGGAAGCCGCAGCUCAAAACACUGCACAUGCACGGCGACUCCGACGCCUGAAGGAAUUGGCGGUUCCUGUCAUUCGCGGGAGCUCUGCUCAUUCCGCUGGAAGCCACGGUUGCGUGAUGUACCCAACUCCGAAAGGUGUGCCUCUUCCUAUGGGUCGCGACAGGGCUCCCUACACUCCAGGGGUUGAUCGUCACCGUAUUGUGCCACCCCCACCGGAACCUGGCGCCCAUAAACCAUGGCAAGGCAGUGGAACGGCAUGGAUGACGGAUAAGAACAAUGACUGGCAGAAACAGUACUACUUCACCAAGUCCAAGCGACCCGCGGAAACUCUGAGGGAGCGGAGGGCGUGCAUUGAUAAGAUGGAGCGGUGUCACACCAAUGAAGGUGCAGCAAAGAAGCCACCAGUGAACCAAGACGAAAGUCCCGCAAAUGACCAACGUGAAAUUCCCACAUUUGGGACAGAGAGGCAGCAUGAUGAGAUGGGAUCGGAAAGUGAAUCAGAGCGCCCACUUUCAAUCUUCUCCCACGGAAGUUCCAAUGCUCCCAUUAGGGCGUUAGGUACGCAGCACAUGGGGGAUAUUUCCACGAAGGAGGAGGUACGAGAGUUCCUAAGGCGGUACCCAACAGGUGUGGUGCCGCCCAGGGACCGGAGGGCAGCUCCACCUAAUUUCAAUGGCAUGAAUCUCACGGAGCUCACAUCUUCCCUAAUCAAAAUGCAGAAGUGUAAUUUGUGCGGUGGACAUCCGUAG
Molecule: messenger RNA, 990 nt
Organism: Trypanosoma brucei brucei TREU927
Lineage: Eukaryota; Euglenozoa; Kinetoplastea; Trypanosomatida; Trypanosomatidae
Exons: 1
Coding region: 1-990 (329 amino acids)
Source: RefSeq, a predicted model, not a curated record